Molecule: messenger RNA, 5950 nt
Organism: Rotaria socialis
Lineage: Eukaryota; Metazoa; Rotifera; Eurotatoria; Philodinida; Philodinidae
Source: the annotation of a GenBank genome assembly
AUGAAAGAGAGUUAUAUCAAGCUUGCCAUUAUUACGACGAAAGAAAAAGCAGGCAAAGAAGAUGAUAAAAAAACAAAAAACAACGAAAAACACGCCCAAGGACAGCAAGCUAGCAAUAAAUCGGAUCCGCAUACGAUGAGUACACACGAACAAAUAUUUGGAGAGAAAAUAAGCAUUGACGUCAAAGAUAUCUUUCAAGAAUGUAAAGAUAAAGUUAAGAAAGUAGUAGUUCUGGGAAGGCCCGGUGUUGGAAAAUCGACUUUUUGUCAAUAUGUCACUUAUCGAUGGGCAAAUCAGGAGAUUUGGUCCGAAUAUGCUCUGGUGCUCCUUAUUCGUCUACGAUUACUCAAUGCUGGGACCGGAAUUCGUGGAAACAUGCCCUUUUCCGAUUUGUUAGCUAAAACACAUCUCGGAGCUUUACGUUUGAACGAUAGACAAAGAGAGAAAUUCAAUAAUCUUUGCGACCAAGGCAGAGUGCUGUGGAUGUUAGAUGGAUACGAUGAAUAUUCAGUGGACAAAUCAAACAAAAAUAAUUCGCUUUUCGAUGCUUUACUAAAGAAUCAAUCCUAUAUAGUUACGUCACGUCCGAUGGCGAAUAUAUCAAUACCCUGCGAAACUAGACUAGAAAUAACCGGUUUCACAGACGAAAAUAAAGAAAAGUUUAUUCAGAAUUUCUUUGAUACUGGAGCUGAAAAUUCACGUAUUAGUGAUACAAUGGUAGGAAAAGUAUUGGAUGACCUUCGCGCAAAUCCUACCAUCUGGAGUAUAGCCCAAAUUCCAGUGAAUUUAGAAUUAAUAUGCAGCCUUUGGCAAGAUCAAAGUAUCUCAUACUCCAGUUUAUCGACCAUAUCUGAUCUUUAUGAAAAAAUACUAACGUGGUUAUGUCGGAGAUAUCUCAUAGAGCAGCAUGACACAGCGCAUGAAAAUCUUCGUGACUCAGAAGUACUCGCAAAAUGUAAAACUCUAUUGAAAAUAAUGGAAUCAUUGGCUUUCGAAGCAAUGGAAGCAAACAAGAUCAUUAUCACCUCGGAAUUAAUCGAGAAAUCAUUAGAUGAAACAAGAACUACGCGUUCUGAUCUCAACAAAAUCGUUAAGCUUGGCCUUCUACAAUUUUAUGAUGACAAAUCUGAUGAAAGUGGAGGCAACAAAGAACUGCAGUACUACUUCGUACAUUUGAGUUUCCAAGAGUUUUUUACCGCUCGUCAUAUGAUCAACAAUCUCAACACUGAUAGGUGCGAAGCUGCAAUUGAUUUCAUUAAGAAGCAUAAAUACGAGCAACGCUUCUCUUUGGUAUUUACUUUUGCUGCAGGUCUUGUGUCGAAUUCAGAAUAUGAGACUACUUUUUCAUUUAAAAAACCAGUAAAAUCAGUUGUAACAACAUUCUGGAAUGCAAUUGAAAGUGAACCGGUAGAUAUAAUCGGUUUACGGCAUAUUAAACUAUUGAUGGAAUGUAUCGAUGAAUACGGCAGUUUUCCACCGACGAAUAAACCUGAGUCAUCAUACAUAGAAGAAAUUACGAGUUGGUUGAAGUUUUGUCUUCAAAAACGUCCAAUAAUCAUAACAGAACACCUUCGAAGCUCCUUCCAACGGAUGCGAUUCCUACCGAAUCUGGAUUUUGUUCAGAAAACAUUGAUACAUUUAUAUAAAAAGGAAGAUAAAUAUGUCCAAGAAAAUACCAGUCUACUUAUGUCUUCGUUACACGUAUCCAAACCCCUACCAGAUUAUCUUGCUACACUCGUCGAAGCAGUGAAACAUAAUAAUAAAACAGUGCGCCUGAACGCAUGUAAAGCUCUUAGAAAUAUGGAUGAUAUAUCAGCAACCGACGAGGUCAUUGGAGCUCUUAUUCAGGUCGCAACACUCCAUGAUCAAGAUUCUAAUAUAAGUCAGAGCUCAGUUGAGGCCCUUAGUCGAAUAGGGAGAGUGGCAAAUAGAGCAGACGUUGCUAAUGCAUUGAUCAACUUGACUACACAUGCGGAUAAAAAUGUCCAGAAGAGUGCUUGCAGAGGACUUGUGAGGAUUAGCGAAAGAGCAGUCACUGAAGACAUGUUUGAUGCUCUUGUAAAAUUGAUUCACUAUGAAGAUCCUGACAUCGCAAAUGAGGUUCGAGCACGUCUGAAGAAGAUGGGAUGUGGCAGUUUAAACAAGAACGUGAUGGAAGCGAUCGUGAGAACAGCGGAAAAGUGCGAGAAUGGAUCGUUUGAUGAGACAUGCACACAACUUUUGGAUAUGGAAUUGGAAACAGCACCCGGAGCGAUUGUCGACGCUUUACUUCUAGAUAUGCAUGAAAAGUUUUCUUCCGUGGCACACUGUAGCUGGGAAUACUUCUUGGAAACAGGUCAAAAAGUAGUCGAUGAGUACAGAAUUGAAGAACUCGUUAAAGAAGGCAAAGGAGAAGAGAAACGUUCAAAAGCGUGUGGAGCUCUCCUUGCGAUGACCGAUUUUCCAGACACUGACCGCGUAAUCAAGCAGCUUUGUGAAGCAAUUGAAGGAUCAAAUAUCACACUAAGCACGAUCGCAUGUGGGAUGCUUGGAAAAAUAGGCAGGCGCGCAGCAAUUAAAGAUUUGGUCAGAGUCUUUAUAAAUGCUACUGGAGAAAAACCGUUUUCGUUUACACAAGUAGUACAGCGAGAUCCUAUUCCAAUAACUAAUGAAAUAGAUAUCACCAGCUUUUUUGGAACUUUGGUAAAAUCUGCUACAGAAACACGCACUACCAUCAGCGAGAUUGCAUUCAAAAGGCUCGGUUACAUGGAAAAGUCACGAGAUAUGCAAGAUGUCAUUGAGGCACUGAUGAAAGCCACUGCAAAAGAUAAUACUGCUGUACGAUGUGCAGCAUAUGAAGGGCUAGGGAAAUUUGCUGAGGCAACAACGAUAAAAAAUUUAAUUGAGUGUCUUACAAGAGCAACUGAAUAUUCGGACAAAGAGUAUGGCAUUAAAAAAGUCAUCGAAGAUACCACAUCUCAAGACUCUAAUAUCAGAGAGAAGGCCAAACCUACUGUUUCUGGGCAAGGUGAUGCUCCUGAGAAUGAGAAAAUUCUCGAAAUCCUGAUUCAAGCAGCAGACGCAUCAGACGUCGCUGUGAACCGCAUCGCUUGCCAGGCACUCGGAAAGAUAAGCGAAAGAGCAGGCGCUGAAAGCAUGAUUAGACUUGUGACGAAUGCCGACGGAUACGGGAACUGGGAAAAAUUUACAACGGACUUUCGAAAAGUCUCCGCAAUGAUGGACGGCGCGGAUACUACAAAAAUAAUAGGAGUUCUGGUGAGAGCACUUGAAAAUGCAGACGCUGAUGUCAGACAAAUAGCUUGUCAAGCCUUCAAGAAACUUGGUGAACGAGCAGCCAAAGCAUAUGUACUAAAAAGGCUCGUCAAGGCAACUAAAGACCAAGACUUCGAAGUCCGACGGGACGCAUGUCUAGCUCUAGGCAACGUAUUUGAGGGGGCAACCACUGAAAAUAUGAUUGAAGCACUCACUCAGGCAACUCAAGAUAAGACUUACAUAGUUCGACGGGGAGCGUACGAGGCACUUGCGAGCCUCGGUCAUAUUACAGGGACAGAAAAUCUUAUCCAAAUAUUUCUCAAAGAGAUAAACAAUGAAGAUGCAAGAGUGAGACAGAGUGCUUGUGAACUUCUUGGGAAAGUCGAUCACAGAACUACCUCAGAAGAUGUCAUGACAGCAAUCAUUAAGGCAUCACAAGAUCCCGAGUCUGCUGUCCGCAAUGCUGCUUGCAAAGCUCUUGGGAAGACCUGUGCAGAAACAGGCAGCGAAAAGGUUAUUAAGGCUCUAUUAGAUGCCACCAAUGAAGGAAGCAACUCUGUGAGGCGAACUGCCUGUGAAGCACUAGCGAAGGUGUCUAAAAUGCCAGUGUCCGAACAACUGAUGAAAUUAUUCGAAAAAUUAAUUAACGAUCCGGAUUCACUUGGUCGGAAAACUGCUUGUAAAGCUGUUGCAGAUAAAUUGCAGCGCCCAGCUGUCACAUCACCGAUUGACCGUAUUAAACAAUAUAUUGCAUAUCCAAAUUCCGAUUUUCGAAGGACUGUUUGCGAAGUAAUAUGCAAACAAUAUGAUUCCAAUGCGAUUCAAAACAUCGUUGAGGUACUAACGAGUGCUGUCAAUGAUCGUAACCACAACGUUCGCUAUGCCAUAUGUGAGACCUUCAAGAUCUUGCAUAAGAAGGUGAACAGAGAGCAAGUGUUUGAAGCUAUCACACCACUUCUUGGAGAUUCUAAGAUGACGAUCAGAGAAGCGGCAUGUGAAUUGUCGAAGGAAAUGUCUCAAGAAAAUGAUGUUAUCUUGGGCUUAUUGAUAAACGCCGCCGAACACCGCAGUGCUGUUGUGCGAGAAAGCGUAUGCAAGACCCUCGGUAUGAUGGAUGAAAACUAUCUUAACAAACAAAUCAUUGAAGUCCUGGCGAAAGCAACACAAGAUUACACUGAACAAGUGCGGCAGGCGUCGACGCAUGCAUUUUUGAAGAUGGACCAGAAACAAUCUUACAACGAAAUGAUACCAACGUUACUGGAGCUUAUAAAGAAUCUUGAUAACAACGUGAUCAGACGUGGAACCUGCAAGGUAUUUGGAUUGUUGAGGAAGGAAGUGUGCCGUCCAGAUGUAAUUAAGGCGUUAAUGUCGGCACUUUAUGACAAAGAUUGGCUAGUCAGAAAAGGUGCGAGACAGACACUUGUAAUAAUGGGUGAAACAGCGCUAGACAGAAAAGCGCUGGAAGAAAUCGUCGAAAAACUUGGAGAUCCAAAUAAAAAUAUCAGGACGUUUGCAUGGGAAUCAGUCUCAAAAAUGUGUGAAGAAACAGUGAAUUGCACAAUGAUUCAAGUACUUGUCAAAGCUGUUAAAAAUGAAGGCAAAACUCCCGACGCCAGAAAAUGUGCUUGCGAAGCUCUCAGUAUACUGGGAAACAAAGCAGCUACUAAAUAUGUCAUUGACGCGCUCAUUCAGCUGGCAUGCUAUGGGCAUCCUGACUUGCAGGACAGUGCCUGUGAGUCUCUUGCACAAAUUAGUAAUGGAGAUACUACUACGAAUGUAGUCGAUUCUCUCCUAACUGCUCUAGCCCAAGAUGAAGAGAAAGAUGAAGAGAAAGAUGAAGAGAGGCCACCGACGAGUCCUGAGAAAAUCAUGAGAUUGAUGUGUGCAAGAUUUAACAGUAGGAUGGACAUUACAAAGUUCAUCGCUGGUCUCGCAAAUGACUCAUACAAAGUAAAGCAGUUCGCUUGCACUGCAUUAGCUAUCAUUGCUGAGAAGCAUGAACUAAACAAAAAGGUAGAGACCCUUCUGAUCAAAGAAUUGCACCAUGAACAACCUGAAGUACGACGAAGUGCAUGCACUGCUUUAGCUAGCAUCGCGAAGAAUUCUACUUCGUCUAGCUAUACUCAGCAGCAACCAAAAGUGACACCAAUGCAAGAAGCACUUCUAGCGGCAAUCGAAGAUGAACACCAUGAAGUAAGGUCUGCUGCCUGUACAGGAAUUGGAAAUACAAUCAAACAAGGACAUCCUGAAAUAGUCACCGCUGCUCUACAGAAAGCACUGCAAGACAAACAUAAUCAAGUGAAGAUAGCAGCUUGUCACGCUUGUUCCAGCCUACCUGAAGACAAAAUAGCGGAUCACCUGAUGAAAACCGUUGUGAAAUGCAUGGAAAAGGGUGAUCUAAAAGUACGAAAGGCAGCUUCAGAAACAAUAACCAAGAUAGAAAAGUUCGCAAGCAAAAAUUUUCUACUUAACACGUUGAGACGAAUGCUAGCUGACGUAGAUGAAAAGAUUAGUCUCCUAGCAUGCUCCACAAUCGAGAAGCUCUCAUAUAGGAUUCGUGACGAUAGCAUAGCAAUCGCACUGGCGAAAAAAACUACACAAACAGACGACCCCCGUAAAGAAAAUGCAUUCAGUGCACUUUGCGCGAUCAGUUUCUCUUCAACACACCACGACAUAAUUGCCGUGAUACAGAACCAAC